CCGCGCGUCCCGGGGGCCGGCCCCGCGAGCGCAGGAGUAAACACCGCCGGAGACUCGGAGCCGCUGCAGAAGGGAAUAAAGAGAGAUGCAGGGAUUUGUGAGGUUACGGCGCCCCAGCUGCAAGAUGCACUAGCCGGCUGAACCCGGGGAUCGGCUGACUUGGAACCGGAGUGCUGUGCACGCGAGUGUGGAUGAGUUGAAGUUGCUUUCCCGGGGCUCGCUUUCCACGCUGCCGGGAGGAAUCCGAGAGCCAAGCAAAUCACUUCGUCUUGCCAUUGAUUGGGCAUCGGGAGCUUUUUUUCCCCCCUCUCUUUCUUUUCCUCCGUCUUGUUGCAUGCAAGAAAAUUACAGUCCGCUGCUCGCCCGCCCUGGGUGCGAAAUAUUCAGCCUCGCUCUCUCCCGUCCAUUGUGCAACCCAAAGAUGAAAGACCGAAGGGGAGAAAGUUAAAGAAAUCGCCCACAUGCGCUGGAUCAGUCCACGGCUUGGGGAAAGGCAUCCAGAGAAGGUGGGAGCGGAGAGUUUGAAGUCUUUACAGGCGGGAAGAUGGCGGACUGGAGCUGAAAGUGUUGAUUGGGAAACUUGGGUGAUUCUUGUGUUUAUUUACAAUCCUCUUGACCCAGGCAGGACACAUGCAGGCCAAAAAACGCUAUUUCAUCCUGCUCUCAGCUGGCUCUUGUCUCGCCCUUUUGUUUUAUUUCGGAGGCUUGCAGUUUAGGGCAUCCAGGAGCCACAGCCGGAGAGGAGAGCACAGCGGUCGGAAUGGCUUGCACCACCCGAGUCCGGAUCAUUUCUGGCCCCGCUUCCCGGACGCUCUGCGCCCCUUCGUUCCUUGGGAUCAAUUGGAAAACGAGGAUUCCGCCGUGCACAUUUCCCCCCGGCAGAAGCGAGAUGCCAACUCGAGCAUCUACAAAGGCAAGAAGUGCCGCAUGGAGUCCUGCUUCGAUUUCACCCUUUGCAAGAAAAACGGCUUCAAAGUCUACGUAUACCCGCAGCAAAAAGGGGAGAAAAUCGCCGAAAGUUACCAAAACAUUCUAGCGGCCAUCGAGGGCUCCAGGUUCUACACCUCGGACCCCAGCCAGGCGUGCCUCUUUGUCCUGAGUCUGGAUACUUUAGACAGAGACCAGUUGUCACCUCAGUAUGUGCACAAUUUGAAAUCCAAAGUGCAGAGUCUCCACUUGUGGAACAAUGGUAGGAAUCAUUUAAUUUUUAAUUUAUAUUCUGGCACUUGGCCUGACUACACCGAGGACGUGGGGUUUGACAUCGGCCAGGCAAUGCUAGCCAAAGCCAGCAUCAGUACUGAAAACUUCCGACCCAACUUUGACGUUUCUAUUCCCCUCUUUUCUAAGGAUCAUCCCAGGACAGGAGGGGAGAGGGGGUUUUUGAAGUUUAACACCAUCCCUCCUCUCAGGAAGUACAUGCUGGUCUUUAAGGGGAAGAGGUACCUGACAGGGAUAGGGUCAGACACCAGGAAUGCCUUAUAUCACGUCCAUAACGGGGAGGACGUCCUGCUCCUCACCACCUGCAAGCAUGGCAAAGACUGGCAAAAGCACAAGGAUUCUCGCUGUGACAGAGACAACACCGAGUAUGAGAAGUUGAUACACCUUCCUGGGUCAAGCUGGUUUGGUCUCCUCUGCAUCUCAGAGUUCACCCUCCACUGCAGUAAUUUACUUGACAGGUAUGAUUAUCGGGAAAUGCUGCACAAUGCCACUUUCUGUCUGGUUCCUCGUGGUCGCAGGCUUGGGUCCUUCAGGUUCCUGGAGGCUCUGCAGGCUGCCUGUGUCCCUGUGAUGCUCAGCAAUGGAUGGGAGUUGCCAUUCUCUGAAGUGAUUAAUUGGAACCAAGCUGCCGUCAUAGGCGAUGAGAGAUUGUUAUUACAGAUUCCUUCUACAAUCAGGUCUAUUCAUCAGGAUAAAAUCCUAGCACUUAGACAGCAGACACAAUUCUUGUGGGAGGCUUAUUUUUCUUCAGUUGAGAAGAUUGUAUUAACUACACUAGAGAUUAUUCAGGACAGAAUAUUCAAGCACAUAUCACGUAACAGUUUAAUAUGGAACAAACAUCCGGGAGGAUUGUUCGUACUACCACAGUAUUCAUCUUAUCUGGGAGAUUUUCCUUACUACUAUGCUAAUUUAGGUUUAAAGCCCCCCUCCAAAUUCACUGCAGUCAUCCAUGCAGUGACCCCCCUGGUCUCUCAGUCCCAGCCAGUGUUGAAACUUCUUGUGGCUGCAGCCAAAUCCCAGUACUGUGCCCAGAUCAUAGUUCUAUGGAAUUGUGACAAGCCCCUACCAGCCAAACACCGCUGGCCUGCCACUGCUGUGCCUGUCAUCGUCAUUGAAGGAGAAAGCAAGGUCAUGAGCAGCCGUUUUCUGCCCUAUGACAACAUCGUCACAGACGCAGUGCUCAGCCUUGACGAGGACACCGUGCUUUCAACCACGGAGGUGGAUUUUGCCUUCACGGUGUGGCAGAGCUUCCCCGAGAGGAUUGUGGGGUACCCCGCGCGCAGCCAUUUCUGGGAUAACUCUAAAGAGCGGUGGGGGUACACGUCCAAGUGGACGAACGACUACUCCAUGGUGUUGACAGGAGCUGCUAUUUACCACAAAUAUUAUCACUACCUGUACACCCAUUACUUGCCAGCCAGCCUGAAGAACAUGGUGGACCAACUGGCCAACUGUGAGGACAUUCUCAUGAAUUUUCUGGUGUCUGCUGUGACAAAAUUGCCUCCAAUCAAAGUGACCCAGAAAAAGCAGUAUAAGGAGACAAUGAUGGGACAGACUUCUCGGGCUUCCCGCUGGGCUGACCCGGACCACUUUGCCCAGCGACAGAGCUGCAUGAAUACAUUUGCCAGCUGGUUUGGCUACAUGCCGCUGAUCCACUCUCAGAUGAGGCUCGACCCCGUCCUCUUCAAAGACCAGGUCUCUAUUCUGAGGAAGAAAUACCGAGACAUUGAGCGACUUUGAGGAAUCCAGCCAAGUGGGGGAGGGGAAGCGAGAAGGGACGGGGAUCAAGCUGCUCUCUCUUCCCACUGCAGAUCCGCUCAGCAGUGGAGCCAGAUUGUGCCAAGUAUCCAAAUAAACUUAGAUGAACAGAAUGACAAAACAAAAAAAGGCCAAUGAGAACUCGACUCCUGGCUCCUGGGACUGCACAGGACUGCUCCAAACUCACCUCACUGGCUUCUAUGUCCCAAGACUAGGUUGUGUACAGUUUAAUUAUGGAACAUUAAAUAAUUAUUUUUGAAAUGAUUGCUAUGCAGGUUUAAACUUUUUUAAUGAUCAAAACUAUUAAAAACCAGAGUUCUUUCUUUAAUCAAAAUUGUGUUGGUUGUGAAUA
This is a messenger RNA of Diceros bicornis minor, 3325 nucleotides long. It is a transcript of the gene EXT1, whose product is annotated as exostosin glycosyltransferase 1. Gene Ontology annotation, molecular function: glycosyltransferase activity. The record is from RefSeq and is a predicted model, not a curated record. NCBI's taxonomy places the organism in Eukaryota, Metazoa, Chordata, Mammalia, Perissodactyla, Rhinocerotidae. Gene Ontology annotation, cellular component: membrane. Bases 631 to 2955 code for a protein of 774 amino acids. The transcript is spliced from 12 exons.